CUAUUUGAUGUCAAUCCAUUGUUGAAAUAAAAAUUUAUGGGCGUUUUACUGAAGAGUAGUCCGUCCGUCGCACGAGAGGAAGUUGUCGAGGUUGUGUCUAGUGUCGAAUGACACCAAUGUGGGUGUCGAAUGACACUCCUCCCAGUAAAUGUCCGAUGAUUUUUAUCAACUUUAAAUAAUUCAAAACUGGUUCAGAAGUUUCCUUACUUACAAAAGGACAUCUGAACGUGUUUUAACCUAUUUAGUUUAUUUUCUAGCCACUUUUUAAGCUACUUUUAAGCUUUUUUUUAGAUUGGGAGAGAAGAGAAGAAUUCCUUCGGGAGUGUUUUGGAACUCAUGUGGAUUUAUUUAUGUUAUCUAUUUAUUUUUUUAUUUCUUUUUCACUAAUCUUGUCUGAACAAUCGCUCUGUCAGAUUUAGGAAUUCAUGAGUUUAAUGUCAAACUGAUAAUCAUUAAGUGAUAGGAUUAUUUACAGAUUUCUACACUAGGUUGUUUUGUAAUACUAUGAUCUAGAUUAGUUAACUAGAACCUAGAAUCAUAGGACAACCGAGAGACACAAGAGUGUAAUCGAAACAUGAAUCUUGUUGGACUAAAUACCUAUUCAUAGCGAGAGUUAGUCUAGGAUUUAGUUGAACACAUUAAUUUUUUUAUCUAAUGCAUGCUUGUUUGAUUCAUCAUAUCUGCAUCUGAUAGUUUAUCGCAGCGAGAGUUGAAUAACUUACUAUUGAAAUUCUAGUUCUAGAAUUGAACCUAAUAAAACACUUGACAUCUAUUGAUUUAGUGCAAUUCUCUCAAAUAGUCAUUUUUAAGUUUUAAAAAAAUAGCUUUUGAUAAAGAAAACGACCAAAAUAACUUCUUUUAUUUUGAAAAUUUUAAUUUUAAAUUUUUUAAAAUUUGAAACCCUAUCCUCAAAACUCCAUCCCUUAACUCUAAAACCGAAGUCUAGAUUAGUUAACUCUAGGGUAUAAAUGUAUAUUGACCUUUUAAUAAAAAAAAAUUUGGUCAUUUUUCUUAUUGAAAGCUAUUUUUGUGACAAAAACUUAAAAGGAAUAUCUUACAGAAUUUCUCAUUGAUUUAUGUUUUGAAUCAUCUGUUUGAUUUCUCUAGAUCUAGUGCUUAUCUAUUUGUUUCACAACCUAUGUAUUUACUGUUUUGUUUUAUUCUUUUCAUCUUUUUGAUUUAGCUUAGCUUGAAACCAUAAGUCUAUUGCGCGAUCCCCAAUCCUUGUGGAUUCUAUCCUAAGUACUACGAUGACAUUCUUAUUUGAGAGAAUUGCUUAAGGUUAAUAUGAGAAUAUCAUAGAGUAAAAAGAAUCAUCAAAGAAUUCAUUUGCUUUCGUUAAUGAGAUUGGCUUGACCAGUAUAUAGAUUUGUAUUAAAGUAGAAAGGACCGACUCAAGAACAAAAAAGAUCGAGAAAACGAUUUUCAUCUAUAAUUAAAAACCCCAUGAAUUGUCUUCGCAAAAGGGACAAGAAAUCAGUUAGGCUUGUUUCCUAAAUUUGUUCAUAUGUUAAAAUACAUAAUAACCAACUGCGAAAGUUUUGGAAUUUAAUUUUUAUAUAGUAAAACAUGUUAAAUACUCAUAUGAUUUUAUUUUUUCAUAUUUUUCUGAGUUAUAUACUAUUUUUAUUUUUUUUAUUUUCUUUAAUACAGGGGUAAUUAUGUCCAAAAUUAACAAAUUAAUGCAAAAGUAUAAAUAGACAAUUAUAUUCUCAAUAUAGACUAUUUGACCAAUUUCCCCAAAUAUAAAAUAGACAUUGAAGUUGACAAAAAAAAAUAGAUUUUGAAUUUUUUAACGUAUUGAAAAUAAAAAGAUAAAUUAAAGGCGGGACCGGUCCAUCAUCAUUGCCACUCCCCAACGCCUCUCUUUCUCGCAGCUACUCGCAGAAAAAUUGCUAAGUGUUGAUGAAAGUUCUUUCUCUCUAACUUUUUUCUAGUUUAUGUUAAGAUUUUAUGUUUAAGUUUUAAAAUAUUAGAUUUAGUGCUGUGAUUAUGAUUUGGGUUAAAAACUAGAUUUUCAAAAUUUACAUUUAAGGUUUAGGGGUUUAAAUUUAUUUAGGGGUUAGAGUUUAAAUAUCAACAAAAAUUUUGUGGCAAAUUCGUUGCUGUUUCAUAAAUAGUCACGAAAAAUACAUGACUAAAUCGUGACAACAUGACUAAAUAAUCACGAAAAAUACAUAACUAAAUCGUGGCAAAUCUCCUAGUUGCUGCUAGGAGAUGCACAUGGAGAAGCAUGUAUGUGGGGUUGGGGAGUUGGAUUAGGUGGUUGGCAAACCUCAAGUAUUGCGACUCCUUUAGCUUCACACAAAGCAGUGAGUUGUUGGAACAUCAAGUUAACAAUUCCAGUCUGAUUUAUCACAUCCCUCUCCAAACGAGUUUGACGAGGAAAAACCACAGUCGGUGGAUUAAUAUGAUCGUAAUUCUCAACAAUUAGUAUAUGUGAAAAAUCUUAAACCAACAUAUGUGUCUAACCAUUAGUUUUAUUACACUACUAGUGUUAUUUUUUAAUAUAUGUGUAUUAAAAAAUUAUCUUAAAACAUAAAUGGUAUUUACAUUGAAAAAUUAAUCGAUAAUCUAACAUUCUAUAUAUAUAUAUAUACACAAAAUAUUCUAAUUUUUAUUAUUUUGAUGAUUUAUACAUAGUAUUGUGUCAAAGCAAGGACAUUAAUGAUAUUUAGUAAUAAAAACGAUUGUAGCUAGUCGUUGCUAAAUGGAACAUUUAUAACAACCAAUUAUCUCUAGAUAAUGGGUAACUAUUUAGCUGUAGACCACCAACGGAAUCCGUAUCUAUAUAGAUACGGAUUGCUAUAGUUAACCACAUAUUUAGCUACAAAAUUAAAACGAUGUGUUUUGUCACUAUAUGUGUAGUUAAAAAACCUGGCUACGAAAAUGUCUUUGCCAAUCCGUAACUAAUUUAAUGAAUUCUUGUAGUGUCUUGGUUGUGGCGCCGGCCCUUAAACAAAGCCGAUGCACCCGCUUGCGGCCGUUGGUUUUAUUAAUUAAAUUCGGCCACACCUUACAAAUAAUUUCUUUAGUCUAGUGGUUAACAGGUAUAUCCACUCUUUGUUCAGAUCAAGGGUUCCAUGCAUGGUCACAAUUUCAACUUCUUAUUUUCUUUAUGUUCUUCUUUUCUUCAAAGACUUAAAGAGUGGCCACAUUUUUUUUUUGGUUGCAUCCAGCCUUUCAAAUUCUAGGACUGGUCUGCUUGGUUGACAACGAAGUUUGGUGAGCAAAGUUUCCUUCUUAUUAAUUUAAUGUUCGGUUUCUUUAAUAUGUACUUUCAUCCAGCUUGAAAACAUUUCAAAAUCUCUUUGUCCUCACAUUAUGAUAUGUUUCUUUUUGAGAUAGAAAAAAGGGUUUUGUUUGAUCCGUCUCAAAAUCAUGGGUAUUUGCAUGAGUGUUCAGAUUAAAGCUGAGAGUCCAAGUAACACAGGUGCGAGUCCGAAGUAUAUGAGCUCAGAGGCAAAUGAUACACAAAGCAUGGGAAGCAAAUGCUCUUCUGUGUCUGUCAGAACAAGCCCUCGAACCGAAGGAGAGAUCUUGCAAUCUCCAAACCUAAAAUGUUUCAGCUUUGCUGAGCUCAAAGCAGCAACUAGGAAUUUCAGACUAGACAGUGUUCUUGGUGAAGGUGGAUUCGGUUGCGUCUUUAAAGGAUGGAUUGAUGAGGAAUCUCUCACUGCAUCUAAACCGGGAACCGGAAUGGUUAUUGCUGUCAAAAGACUCAACAAAGAGGGUUGGCAAGGUCAUCAAGAAUGGCUGGCGGAAGUGAAUUACUUGGGGAGGCUUUCUCAUCCUAAUCUUGUGAAACUCAUCGGUUACUGCUUAGAGGAUGAACAUCAUCUUCUUGUGUAUGAGUUCAUGCCUUGUGGAAGUUUAGAGAAUCAUUUAUUCAGAAGAGGUUCCUACUUCGAACCGUUAUCUUGGAAUCUUCGGUUGAAAAUUGCUCUUGGUUGUGCGAAAGGUCUAGCUUUUCUUCACAGUGCCGAGACGCAAGUCAUAUACCGUGACUUCAAAACCUCUAAUAUACUUCUUGAUUCGAACUACAAUGCUAAGCUAUCUGACUUCGGUUUGGCUAAAGACGGUCCAACAGGUGAUAAUAGCCAUGUCUCUACAAGGGUCAUAGGUACCUAUGGAUACGUAGACCCUGGUUACCUUUUGAACGGUCAUUUAACAACCAAGAGUGAUGUCUAUAGCUACGGUGUUGUGCUUUUGGAGAUGUUGUCUGGACGUAAAGUUGUGGACAGUAAUCGUCCCCCGAGAGAGCAAAAACUAGUGGAUUGGGCAAAACCAUUACUUGCAAACAAGAAGAAGGUUUCACGAGUUAUCGAUAACCGUAUCCGAGAUCAAAUCUCAGUGAAAGAAGCACAUAAAGUAGCUACUCAAGUGUUCAGAUGUCUCGACGUUGACAAAAACCAGAGGCCAAACAUGACCGAGAUUGUUUUUCACCUCGAAAACAUCCAAGCUUCGCGUGAAGCAGGAGGAAAUAAGACCGAGAAAAGAAUGCGUAGGAGAAGAGACAGUUUUGCUCAACAAACCGGUGUGGGCGGGAUAGCAACUGCUUAUCCACGUCCGUCUGCUUCGCCUCUGUUUGUCUGAGAAGGAAACGAUGAUGUUCUGCUCUGUUUAGUUCAGAUGUACAGUUUUGGUUCGGCUUAUGCACCCAAGGGAUUCAAGUUCAUUGCUCGUCAGAGAUUUGACAAUUGAUCUUUGGUGUGAGAGUUGUUUAACAUAAAGUAUAAAUGAUCUCUCAUGUCUUCAACUUCAAGCUUUGUCAUAUUAUGCACGACAAGGGGAACAAAGAAAUACUUUCAUAUA
Molecule: messenger RNA, 4815 nt
Organism: Brassica napus (rape)
Lineage: Eukaryota; Viridiplantae; Streptophyta; Magnoliopsida; Brassicales; Brassicaceae
Product: probable serine/threonine-protein kinase PBL10
Exons: 6
Coding region: 3382-4596 (404 amino acids)
Biological process (GO): protein phosphorylation
Molecular function (GO): protein kinase activity; ATP binding
Source: RefSeq, a predicted model, not a curated record